Heterostelium album PN500 is the source of this 666-nucleotide messenger RNA. RefSeq lists its product as uncharacterized. Bases 1 to 666 code for a protein of 221 amino acids. The record is from RefSeq and is a predicted model, not a curated record. NCBI's taxonomy places the organism in Eukaryota, Evosea, Eumycetozoa, Acytosteliales, Acytosteliaceae. The transcript is spliced from 2 exons.
AUGACACCAACAACAAUCACUACAACUACAACUACAACCACAAAUACAUGUAAAGAAUUAUCUUUAAAGCGAUCUAGAUUAGAUUUCGAAGAUAUUAGUAUCGUUAUACAUGAACAUGUUGAAAAGAAUAAUAGUAAUAUCAACAAUGAUAAUGAUGAUAGUUAUAAUAAUUGUGCAAUAGUUGUAUAUAAUGAAAAUAAUAAAGAUAGUGACUAUGAUGAAGAAGAUGAAGACGAAGAGGAAGAUGAAAAUGAAAAUGAAGAUGUCGAAAUGAAUAACAACGAUCUACAGGAUUUUAGUUGCGAAAGUGUAAGUGGAAGUGACAGUGACUAUCAAACAGAAUCUGAAAUGGAGGAGGAGGAAGAUGAUCAUUUCGAUUUCGUUCCAGAGGAAGAAGAGGUAGACGAGCCAGAGGUGGAUAUCUACGAUGACAUACACUUUGCGAGAAGCAGACGUUGGACGACAAUCUCUUGGUCAAGAACGAUGUUUGCUACAAGCAGACAGCCGAUCCAAAAAGAACGUUUGGUUGUCCCUACAAAUCGUGUGACAAAGCAUUCAAUAGAAUCGGAAAGUUGGAAAAUCACAUACGUACACACACCGGUGAGCGUCCCUAUCAAUGCACAUACGACGGCUGUAACAAGUCAUUCAGUAGAUCACACCACUUGA